AAAGUGCUGCAUAGAGGAGGCGAAAGGGAGGAGAGAUUGUCCAAGGCGCGCAUUUAAGGAAGGCGCUGAUUAAUCUCACUUUUUUUUUAGGGAUUCAUGUCAAACACCACCAACCUUUAUCACAUUAUACUAGCUCAUCUUCAACACAUUCAUCGUUGAAUUUUAGUUCAUCUUACUCUUUUUCGUUGGAGAGCACCUGCCCCGAGGAUACAGCGGUACAUCCGUCUCCUCACUGCGGGAUCGGGAGUUGGACUAUCCAGCUGCGCAGGAGGAGAGCUCCCCUGCGAAACGCGUCAUGGGAUACGGGAGAAUCAAUGCCGCUAUUUGCAUCCACACCUGAGGGAUUUCUGGAUUAUCACCACGGUUUAUUGUGUUCAGAAUAUUAACACACUUUGAUCUAGAAACUUUUUUAGUCAGUCAGCUGGAUUUAUAAGUCUCAUUUACGGACUCCGUCACUUUGUUUUUAUCACGUUUUGGAUUGGAGAGUUGGCGGGAUGGUCUCAUCCGACUACUUCAAGCUGCUCGUUGUCAUCUUUUGGUGUUCAUCACUCACAAAUGGACAUUUGGAGAGAGAGCAGCCACCUAAGAUUAUGCCCGCAGAAAAUCCCCUCGUUCUACAUAAGGAUGAUUCAUUGAGUCUCAUAUGCAGAGGUCAUGGCCUGGUGCAGUGGGCUCUUGCUAAUUCCAAUCGAUCGGAGGGAGUUACGGUGGAGCAGUGUGAUUCCAGACGUCAGUCACACUCACACUGCAGCAAACUGACAGUCACACACUUGAGAGCUGCUGACACAGGGAGGUACAGCUGUCAGUACUCAAGAGAUGGUUCUGACCAUAACACCUCCACAUAUGUCUAUGUCAAAGAUGACAAUGAACCGUUUGUAAAACCACCCCAUCCAAGUCCUGGAAUCCUGUUCACCUACUUGAAUGAGACCAGCCUCGUGAUCCCCUGCAGGACGUCUUCUCCUGAAAUCGUUGUAAAACUGAUAGCGCUCCCACCUAUAUUAGAGAGGAAUGUAAAGGAAGUGGUAUGGGAUCCAGAGGUGGGAUUCAAGAUUCCCUAUGGCUCCUCCAUUGGGUAUCAUCUACUCACCUGUAACACCAGAGUCAACGGUCAGGAGCACAAUUCAGUGUACUUCCCAAAGAGACUGACUCGUACUCUUGAACAUGUUAAAAUCACUCCUGAGCGUGUCAGAGUGUUGGUUGGAGACACUCUCCGACUCAACUGUUCUGCAGUGACAUCGUUUGACGGAAGAGUGGAAUUCACAUGGGAUUUUCCCAAGAGUGGAGAAAACAGACACAAAGAAAUCAAGACCAAAGGUAAAGCUGCUUUAAGUACUGGGGUGAGCAACACUUUAGUCCUGGAAAAUAUUACAAUGGAAGAUAAAGGGAAGUACCACUGCAAAGCUGAGCUUCAACCUCCAAUACAGAAGACUGUCUUGGCAAAAGUCAUUGUCUAUGAGCAUCCAUUCCUUAAUAUCUCCUACAGACAUGAGAGGCAGAGUAGAGUGUCUGUCGAAGAAGGUAGAAAGAAACUUGUGUUUGAGCCAAAGGUCUUCGCUCUACCACAACCAGACAUGGUAGCAUGGUACAAGGAUGGGGUUCUUAUCAUGAAGAAUUCCACCUGUUACAAUGUGGCUAAUUACAACUUAAUCAUCUCAGAUGUGCAGGAGAAGCAUGCGGGAGUCUUCACCAUAAGCCUUGGCAACCAAGCGAAGGGCUUGCACAGGAAUCUGAGCUACACUCUGGUAGUCGACAUGAAGCCUACUAUUUCAGAGGGGGAGCUCGCCAACGGGGACGUGCAGCCAUACAUGUUUGGAAAACAGCAUCAACUAACCUGCACAGCUUCCGGGACGCCCUUGCCAAAUAUCACUUGGUUCUGGCAACCUUGUCGCUCAGAACCUGCUUCUAAAGACUGCAUUGACAUCAAUCCAAUACAGGUCAAAGUUGAUAACAGGGUGACUUAUCCCCACAACCUGAUUAAGAGCAUAAUCGUCAAGCCUGAACUGGUCAAAGGCAAAAACAAGACUGUGAGCAACCUGGUGAUAGGCGAGGCUCAUGCAUCAGGAAAAUACUCCUGUGUGGCACAGAAUAAAUAUGGCAGCAGUACAUUGAUGAUCCUUUUUUACAUUGAAGAUCAACCUGAGGAAAUCGCCAUUGAACCUCGGACAGCCAUUGAGGGAGAUGACAUCAAUCUGACCUGUCGGGCAGCUCGCUACCUCUACACAGACCUGCAGUGGUUGGAUUCCAAGAAUCGAACAAUCACUUCCAACGUGUCCAGUCUGCAGUUCAGCCGCUUCUCAAUUUCUCUUUCUCUCCGUCUGCAUAAUGUGACUCAAAACAGCACUUCUGGUUACACGUGCCGUGGAGUGAAGCUGCACAAGAGAGCUGGACUCAAAUCAGCUAAACUAACUGUGGAUGCGAGGAAGCGCCCCUGGCUGAGUCAAAAUCUGACUAAUCAAGAUGUGAACAGUAGCAGCACCCUGAUGCUGGCCUGCUUCGCUCUUGGCGUUCCUCGUCCCUACAUCUUGUGGUACAAAAAUGGCGUUCCAGUGGAGGAAGGACCAGGUAUCUCUCUUGGAGAAGACGGAGUCCUGACCAUUGAGAGGGUGAAGAAAGAUGAUGAAGGUCUGUACGAGUGUGUAGCCAGCAACGUGGAGGGCAUGGCAAAAACAAGUGCUGUUGUCACUGUGCUCGGCGACGAAGGGAAGCCAAACGUUGAGGUAAUCAUUUUGGUGUGCACGGGGGCUGCAGCCACGUUCCUUUGGCUCAUGCUUAUCCUCUUCAUCCGCAAGCUGAGGAAGCAACCAGCACAUUAUAAGAUGGGUCCGUCCAUCAUCAUUGACCCUGACGAGUGUCCCCUGGACGAGCAGAAUGAUCUUCUUCAGUAUGACAGCAGCAAAUGGGAGUUUCCCCGUGACCGCCUGCGACUAGGCAAAACUCUUGGACACGGAGCUUUUGGGAAAGUAGUGGAGGCUUCUGCCUUUGGGAUCGACAAGCUCUCCACAUGCAAGACUGUUGCUGUCAAAAUGCUGAAAGGAGGAGCUACAUCAAAUGAGCGGAAAGCUCUGAUGUCAGAGUUAAAGAUCCUGAUUCACAUUGGCCAUCACCUGAACGUGGUCAACCUGCUGGGGGCCUGCACCAAGCCUGGAGGCCCCUUGAUGAUGAUUGUGGAGUUUUGCAAAUAUGGCAACUUGUCCAACUAUUUGAGAAGCAAGAGAGAGGACUUCAUCGUCUACAAGAGCCAGGAGGGUAAGGUGGUGUCGUCAGGAUCGGGCUGCGAGCUGAGCGAGCUGAUGAAGCGCCGCCUGGAGAGUGUGGCCAGCACCGGAAGCUCUGCCAGCUCUGGCUUCAUAGAAGAUAAGAGCUACUGCGACUCGGAGGAAGAGGAAGAAGAAUCUGAGGAUUUAUAUAAGAGAGUCCUGACAUUGGAAGAUUUAAUUUGCUACAGCUUCCAAGUUGCAAAAGGCAUGGAGUUCUUGGCUUCACGCAAGUGCAUUCACCGUGAUUUGGCUGCACGAAACAUCCUGCUUUCUGAGAAUAAUGUUGUGAAGAUUUGUGACUUUGGUCUUGCCAGAGACAUCUACAAAGACCCAGACUACGUGCGCAAAGGAGAUGCGAGGCUGCCGCUGAAGUGGAUGGCACCUGAGGCCAUUUUUGACAAAGUCUACACAACUCAGAGUGAUGUCUGGUCCUUUGGUGUUCUCAUGUGGGAGAUCUUCUCUUUGGGCGCCUCCCCGUACCCUGGCGUCCAAAUCGAUGAAGAAUUUUGCUGCCGGCUGAAGGAGGGGACCAGGAUGAGAGCGCCAGAAUAUUCUUCCUCUGAAAUAUAUCAGACUAUGUUGGACUGCUGGCAAGGAGAGCCACAGGAACGACCCACCUUCACUGAGCUGGUGGAAAGGCUGGGUGACCUGCUGCAGGCCAGUGUGCAACAGGAGGGGAAACACUACAUACCCAUAAACACAGCUCUGCUAGCCAAGGUGGGAGAUCCGCCCUCAACUGCACCAUCAGAGGAGACGCCGACACGACCUAUCUCCCAGCGUGACUCAGGGAACUCCUGGAACAUCAAGAUCCGUCCUGCUAGUGUGAAAACCUUCGACGAAGUAACCAUGGGAUGCGGGACGAAUGAGAGCCACGAUGGCAGUCAGUCGGACAGUGGGAUGGGCCUCUCUUCUGACAACAUGAAGACUCUGAAGCGCCUGGAGUCGCUUGCAGGCCGACCUCUGAGCAUCAUGGCUCUGGCGAUGAAAGCGGUGAGUAAGAGUAAAGAGUCUGUGCUGAGUGACACAGAGAAGGAGAAGUACCCCCCCACAGUCCCUAACCUGGACUUCAGUCUUGAUGACUCAACGCUGGACGACUCGGCCCUGGAGUGCCACAGCCCGCCACCUGACUACAACUAUGUAGUGCGCUACUCCACCCCACCUGUGUAACCUACAACUGCAGGCCUUUACUUUGUUCCCUCCUCUAGUUUUGACUCUUAUCUCUGGACUGUAAUGUAGCAAAGUCUGAAAGGAAACACACGAGAUAUCCUCUUAGAAGUGUUCAAACCGCUCGACUGUUACUUCUGCAUCUCCCAACUUCCAGGACGUUUUCUCUCCCACAAAAGGAAACCUGCAGUCUGUUGAUUUCUCUCCAGCUUCUAGACGUAGGUUGAUCUUAAUGCUGCUGGUCCCUCCAACAUUCACUGUGAUGUAUCAAACAGGUGAAAACUGGCUCAGGUAUCUCUUUCAACUGUGAAAAACAAGACACAAUGAUCCCCAAUGAACUGCAGAACUGAACAAACUCCAUCCUCUGAGGUGAAGAAUUACAUUCAAUACAAAAAAAGAAGAAUUGCUCAUGCUUUAUGUGUUUUAGUGGAAUAGAAAAGUGAACAUUUGAAAGUAUUUUUGGGGGAAAGAGAAACUGUUUGUCUGUUGUGGCUCUUAUGACGGUUAUAGUUAUGCCAAAAAAUGAAUUUUGCUGAAACCGCUCGACUGUUACUGUUAAAAAUUGAGAAAGCUAAAAAGCAGCAUUGAUUUAUUAUGUAAAGCUUCUUAAUUGAGGUGCUCCAGUAUUAAAAUGAUCAGCUUGAAUCACUCAGGUUGACCCUGAGUGAGGGAGGAAAACACUGUCAUGUAGAGGUGGAUGUGUGCUCAAGUUCUCCAGGUUUGAACAAAUCACAGAUUAAUGAAGGUUUAUGGAGGACACAGAUUGGAGCUGCAAUAAAGACCAGACAAGGUUGAAUUUAACAUCACAACUCAGCCGUGAAACCAUUUGAAUGAAGAGUCACUAUGCGAGGAUUCCUCCUCCUCCUCAUGGUGAAGCUUUAACAUGGGCUUAUUUUGUUCUGAAUUGAGAAGAGGGUUAGAUUUGUGUGUUUUGUUUAAAAAUUGAGUUAGAAACAUGAGAUUAGAAAGUCAUAGGAACAGUUUAAUCACAAAGCACUAGUGACAAAUAUGUAUUUAUUUAGACUUUAAACACUGCCAGUAAUUAAUCCAUUUUAUUUUGAUUUGUAUUUGUAAAUUAACCAAAAGGUCUUCCAGCUCAGUCUUCCUGGUAUCCACAAGGACUGUCACCAUGUUUCACUCCACAUGUGCGUGCUGUUUGUGCUGCUGUAUUCACUUCUGGUAAAGCUGGGGGAUCAUGCUCCUGCAGGAACAUGUAUGCAGAGUGUUAGUAAAGCUUGCAGGGCAGGCUUGGAAAACAAACAAAAAACCUCUUCAUGUGUUUGAAGUUAGCAUCAAUUUGCUCUGGUUCACCGUUUUAAUGUUUGAACAUGCAAAACCUCCUGUUCUGACAGCAUUGUAUUUGUUUUCUGAUGUACUGAAAGUUCUGUGGACCAAACCUUUAUCUACACACCUUGUAGAAACCACUGAAGAAGACAAAGAAGAGUGUUUGUGAACUACAGUGUUAAGUGGACUUUUUGAACCCCUGUGUGUUUCCAAAGGAUGUUUUAUUUUUGACCAAUUUGUAUUGUCAAUGUUGAAAAGAAGUGAUUAUGCACUGAUACUUUAUAUCAAGUAUAAUUUUGUAUUCUAAAGGUAUAUUAUUGUAAACAGUGUUGAGGGUCACGUUACAAAGAUUUUUUGAUGUGUUUUUAUUUAACUUUUAAUAGUAGUAUAUAAUAGGACAUUAACAUUUGCAGCAUUUGUUGUAUUAUUUUUGUCAUGUUUCAUAUCCUGAGUAUGUUCCUCAAUUUCAAGGUAACUGCUUCACAAUAGUCAAAUAAGGCAAUGUACUGUAUUUACAUUUUAUUACAUUUCUUCAAACGUAACCACGACUAAUUCAACCUGCAGCAGCUCAAACCAUCGUAUCUUCUUCUGUUUUGUUUAGUAGUGUAACAGGUUAGUUUAAUGGAAGAUCCCCAACACUGUAAACUGAGCAUAUGAAGUUCAUAAAUGAAUAAAGAUCUAUAUAUUUAUACAUUA
This is a messenger RNA of Notolabrus celidotus (New Zealand spotty), 6401 nucleotides long. RefSeq names its product kinase insert domain receptor like (gene kdrl). The record is from RefSeq and is a predicted model, not a curated record. NCBI's taxonomy places the organism in Eukaryota, Metazoa, Chordata, Actinopteri, Labriformes, Labridae. The coding region runs from base 495 to 4424 and encodes 1309 amino acids. The transcript has 30 exons. Gene Ontology annotation, molecular function: transmembrane receptor protein tyrosine kinase activity; ATP binding. Gene Ontology annotation, cellular component: signaling receptor complex. Gene Ontology annotation, biological process: positive regulation of kinase activity; cell surface receptor protein tyrosine kinase signaling pathway; protein phosphorylation.